AAAGCCAAUCCAAAAUCCCACGAACGCGAGGGCGCAGCGAAGGUGAACUAGGCGUACACGACAGAGACAGUCGCGGCUCUCGCAAAUAUGUCUGGCUACAAGGCACUGGCGAGCACCAACUCCUGGGCCCGUUUCAUGUUCAAGACAAGCAAGUACUACCAGUACGGCCUGCUGAAGAACGACUUGUAUCGCGAUGAACCGGUGACGCUGGAAGCCGUGCGGCGUCUGCCAAAGAAGCUGCAGGACGAACGCAACUAUCGCAUGCUGCGGGCCGUCCAGUGCAGCAUCGCGAACACCAUCCUGCCGGAGAGUCAGUGGACCAAGUUUGAGGACGACGUGCCCUAUCUCGAGCCGUACAUCGCCGAGAUCGAGAAGGAAGAGGCCGAGAAGAAGGAGUGGUACAGGACCCACUGAACAGCAUCGCCAUGCUACUAGAUUGAAUAAACGCUCUUCUUU
Molecule: messenger RNA, 456 nt
Organism: Dermacentor silvarum
Lineage: Eukaryota; Metazoa; Arthropoda; Arachnida; Ixodida; Ixodidae
Product: cytochrome b-c1 complex subunit 7
Exons: 1
Coding region: 88-414 (108 amino acids)
Biological process (GO): mitochondrial electron transport, ubiquinol to cytochrome c
Source: RefSeq, a predicted model, not a curated record